Molecule: messenger RNA, 7236 nt
Organism: Peromyscus maniculatus bairdii (prairie deer mouse)
Lineage: Eukaryota; Metazoa; Chordata; Mammalia; Rodentia; Cricetidae
Source: RefSeq, a predicted model, not a curated record
GGCCCGGCCACUUGGAGCAGCUCUGCCGCGGGGACUGCACUGUCCGCCCUGCCAGACCCGCCCCGACUGGGGCUCGCCGUCGCCAGCAGUCACAGCACUGCGACCUCGGGCCCUACGCCGGCUAUGGCUGCGUCCUGGGACUGAGCCCGCAGGUUGUGUGACCGAGAUUCCCAAAAAGACAGAGACUGACAGAAGAAGAGAAGAAGGAGGGGCGGGCUCCUGGCAAGGCAUUUGCUCCUGAACAGAGUCCUGCAAAGAUGGAGAAGGAAGAGGAGACAACCCGGGAGCUGCUGCUGCCUAACUGGCAGGGCAGUGGCUCCCACGGGCUGACCAUUGCCCAGAGGGACGAUGGAGUCUUUGUACAGGAAGUGAUGCAGAACUCCCCGGCGGCCCGCACUGGGGUGGUCAAAGAGGGGGACCAGAUUGUGGGUGCCACCAUCUACUUUGACAACCUGCAGUCUGGUGAGGUGACCCAGCUGCUGAACACCAUGGGGCACCACACGGUCGGCUUGAAGCUGCACCGAAAGGGGGACCGUUCCCCUGAGCCUGGACAGACCUGGACCCAUGAAGUCUUCAGCUCCCGGAGCUCCGAGGUGGUUCUGAGCGGGGAUGAUGAGGACUACCAGCGCAUCUAUACCACAAAGAUCAAGCCACGCCUGAGGUCGGAGGAUGGAGUAGAAGGGGACCUUGGGGAGACCCAGAGCCGUACCAUCACAGUGACCAGAAGGGUCACAGCCUACACUGUGGAUGUGACCGGUCGGGAAGGAGUGAAAGACAUUGACAUCAGCAGCCCCGAGUUCAUGAUUAAGAUACCAAGGCAUGAAGUGACUGAAAUCUCCAACACAGAUGUGGAAAUCCAGUCUGGGAAGACGGUGAUCAGACUGCCCUCGGGAUCGGGGGCAGCUUCUCCAACCACAGGCUCUGCCAUGGAUAUCCGGGCAGGUGCCAUUUCUGCUCCAGGACCAGAGCUCGAGGGUGCUGGCCAAUCAAAAUUCCAGGUCACUGUGCCUGGGAUAAAGGUGGGAAGCCCUGGCGUCAAUGUCAGUGCGAAAGGCUUGGACUCGGGUGGGAAAGGAGGGAUCCAAGUUCCAGGAGUGGACAUUUCGUCUUCUCUUGGGACUGGCUCAGUAGAGGUCCAGGGCCCAUCCCUCCAGAGUGGUGAUGCUGGGAAAGUUAAAAUUCCUACCAUGAAGAUGCCAAAAUUUGGUGUCUCAGCAGGCACGGAGGGCCAGAUACCAGAGGCAGGGCUGAGUGUUUCUGCACCUGAAUUCUCUGUGGGACAUAAGGGCGACAAGCCAGGUUUGACCAUUGGUGGUAACAUCCAGGCUCCUAAUCUGGAAGUCAACACUGAGGGGCUUGGGGGGAAGCUGAAGGGUCCCCAAAUCACUGGGCCAUCACUUGAGAGUGAUGUGGGUCUGAAAGGUACCAAGCUGCAGGGGAACAUAGGAAUGGAUGCCUGUGCUUCCAAAAUUGAGGGCAGCAUCUCUGGUCCCAGUGUGGAAGUUGGAAGCCCUGAUGUUGAUGUUCAUGGGCUAGGGGCCAAACUGAAUAUGCCCAAGAUGAAAGUCCCUAAAUUCUCUGCAUCAGGUUCAAAGGGAGAGGGAGUUGGCAUUGAUGUGACACUGCCCACAGGUGAAGUGACCCUCCCUGGGGUCUCGGGGGAUGCCAGUCAGCCUGAGAUUGCUAUUGGUGGGUUAGAAGGGAAGCUGAAGGGUGCUAAAGUCAAGACUCCUGAAAUGGUUGUCCAGAAACCUAAAAUCUCCAUGCAGGAUGUGGACCUGAGCCUUGGGUCCUGUAAACUGAAAGGAGAUAUGAAGGUGUCUGCUCCUGAGGUGAAAGGUGAUGUUAAAGGCCCUCAGGUAGCAGUUAAAGGCUCCAAAAUGGGUAUAGAGACACCAAACUUAGAGGGGACCUUGACAGGCCCCAAGCUCAGCAGCCCUUCUGGAAAAAUAGGGACCUGUAAGAUCUCCAUGGCAGAUGUAGACUUAAAUGUAGCUGCACCUAAAGGGAAAGGGAGUGUAGAUGUCACGCUACCCAGAGUAGAAGGGAAAAUCAAAGGCCCUGAACUUGAUGUCCAAGGCCCCAAAAUGGAUAUCAGUGCUCCAGAUGUGGAAGUUCAUGGCCCAGAAUGGAACUUGAAAAUGCCCAAGAUGAAGAUGCCCAAGUUCAGUGUCCCAGGAGUCAAAGGAGAAGGCCCAGAUGUAGAUGUGACUGUACCCAAAGGAGACAUCAGUAUUUCAGGGCCCAAGGUCAACAUAGAAACCCCAAGUGCCAACAUGGAGAGUCUCGGGGGCAAACUUACAGGCCCUGAUAUUAAUCUGCCUGAAGUGAGUGUCAAGACUCCAAAGAUUUCCAUGCCUGAUGUAGAUCUACAUGUCAAGGGCACAAAAGUGAAGGGAGAGUAUGAUGUAACAACACCAAGGCUUGAGGGGGAACUGAAAGGCCUCAAGGUAGACACUGAUGCCCCAGAAGUGAAUGUUCGUGGCCUAGACCUGAAGAUGCCCAAGAUGAAAAUGCCCAAGUUCAGCAUGCCUGGCUUCAAAGGAGAGGGCCCUGAAGUGGAUGUGAACCUGCCCAAGGCUGACAUUGAUGUCUCAGGACCCAAGGUGGACAUAGAUGUUCCAGAUGUGAAUAUUGAAGGUCCAGAUGCAAAACUGAAGGGUCCUAAGUUCAAGAUGCCGGAGAUGAACAUCAAGGCUCCUAAGAUCUCAAUGCCUGAUUUGGACCUUAAUCUUAAAGGCCCCAAAGUGAAAGGAGAUGUGGAUGUUUCACUUCCAAAUGUAGAGGGUGAUUUGAAAGGGCCUUCUCUUGACAUAAAAGGUCCAAAAUUAGAUGUAAAUGCUCCAGAUAUGGACAUUCAUGGUCCUGAGGGCAAAUUAAAAGGUCCCAAACUGAAAAUGCCUGACAUGCAUGUAAACAUGCCCAAGAUCUCCAUGCCUGAAAUUGACUUGAAUUUAAAGGGCUCAAAGCUUAAGGGAGAUGUUGAUAUCUCUGGACCCAAACUGGAGGGUGACAUUAAAGUUCCUGAAGUUGACAUCAAAGGCCCCAAAGUGGACAUUGAUGUUCCAGAUGUGGAUGUUCAUGGUCCAGACUGGCACCUGAAGAUGCCCAAAAUAAAAAUGCCCAAAUUCAGCAUGCCUGGCUUCAAAGGAGAGGGCCCUGAAGUGGAUGUGAGCCUGCCCAAGGCUGACAUUGAUGUCUCAGGACCUAAGGUGGACAUUGAUGUUCCAGAUGUGAAUAUUGAAGGUCCAGAUGCAAAACUGAAGGGCCCCAAGUUCAAGAUGCCUGAGAUUAACAUCAAGGCUCCAAAGAUAUCUAUGCCUGAUGUAGAUCUGGAGUUAAAAGGACCCAAAGUAAAAGGAGACUUUGACGUGUCUAUUCCUAAGAUUGAAGGUAGUCUCAAAGGACCUGCAGUAGACCUGAAAGGUCCAGGUCUAGAUUUUGAAGGCCCUGAUGCUAAACUUAGUGGCCCUAACUUGAAGAUGCCGUCCCUGGAUGUAUCUUCUCCUAAAGUCACUGGGCCUGAUGUUAAUUUGCACCUGAAGACACCAACAAUUGGAGUUUCUGGGCCUAAGUUAGGAGGUGGUGAAGUGGACCUCAAGGGGCCCAAAGUUGAUUUAGAAACUCCAAGCCUAGAUGUCCACAUGGAGAGCCCAGAUAUUAAUAUCGAGGGGCCAGAUGUUAAAAUUCCAAAGUUUAAGAAACCCAAGUUUGGAUUUGGUGCCAAAAGCCCUAAAGCUGACAUCAAGACACCAUCAGUUGAUGUGACUGUCCCUGAAGCAGAGCUGAGUGUCGAGACUCCUGAAGUAAGCAUUGGUGGAAAGGGCAAGAAAAGCAAGUUUAAAAUGCCUAAAAUUCACAUGAGUGGCCCUAAAGUUAAGGCCAAAAAGCAAGGAUUCGAUUUGAAUGUUCCUGGAGGCGAGAUUGAUGCCAGUCUCAAGACUCCUGAGGUGGAUGCCGGUGUUGCAGGGCCUGAUGCUGCCCUCAAAGUUGAUGUAAAGUCUCCCAAGGUCAAGAAAACCAUGUUUGGGAAAAUGUACUUCCCAGAUGUAGAAUUUGACAUUAAGUCACCUAAAUUUAAAGCAGAGGCUUCCCUACCUAGCCCCAAGCUGGAGGGUGAAAUUAAGGUACCUGAUCUGGAUAUUUCUUCACCAGGGAUUAAUGUGGAAGCUCCUGAUAUCCAUGUGAAGGCUCCCAAGCUCAAGGUGCCAGGCGUGGAUGUCUCAGGGCCAAAGAUAGAGGGCAACUUGAAAGGUCCUAAGGUUCAGGCAAACUUGGACACACCUGACAUCAAUAUUGAAGGCUCUGACGCCAAAAUCAAAGCACCCUCGUUCAGUGUUUCUGCUCCUCAAGUCUCCAUACCUGAUGUGAAUGUUAAGUUGAAAGGACCAAAGAUAAAGGGUGAUGCUCCCAGUGUGGGACUGGAAGGACCUGACAUAGAUUUGCAAGGUCCAGAAGGAAAAAUCAAGUUCCCUAAGUUUUCACUGCCCAAGAUCAGUGCCCCUGGUGUGAAAAUGGAAGGUGGAGGCACUGAGAUCUGUGGCCAGAUGCCCUCUCUUGAAGGAGGCUUGAAGUUUGAAGGGCCUGAUAUGUCUCUGAAAGGCCCAGGAGUGGACUUGCCUUCAGUGGACCUCUCUAUGCCAAAAGUUUCUGGGCCUGAUCUUGACCUGAACUUGAAAGGACCAAGUUUGAAAGGAGAUCUGGACGCAUCCAGUCCCAGCAUGAAGGUGCAUGCUCCAGGUUUUGACCUCCAAGGUGUUGGUGGAAAAGUGCAGAUAGGAGGAGAUGGUGUGAAAGUGUCAGGGAUUGAUGCUACAACAGCACUCAAUGUGGGGGCACCAGAUGUGACACUGAAGGGACCAAGCCUACAGGGAGAUCUGGCUAUGUCUGGGGACAUCAAGUGCCCUAAAGUAUCUGUGGGUGCUCCCGAUCUCAGCUUGGAGGCCUCAGAAGGUGGUAUCAAGCUUCCCCACAUGAAGCUGCCUCAGUUCGGCAUCUCCACUCCGGGGUCCGACUUGGACAUUAACAUCAAGGGGCCACAAGUUUGUGGAGAACUAAGGGGGCCAGGCAUGGAUGUGAACCUGAAGGGGCCCCAGAUCUCAGCUCCAAGCAUGGACUUCAACAUGGAAGGACCAAAAGUGAAGGGGGGCUUCGGGGCCGCUGGUGAAUUAAAAGGCCCAACAGUUGGGGGAAGCCUUCCGGGUGUCAGUGUUCAAGGCCUAGAAGGAAAUCUCCAGAUGCCUGGAAUUAAGGCUUCUGGGUGUGAUGUGAAACUCCCAACGGGGCAGCUGUCUGGUCCUGAAAUUAAAGGAGAUCUGAAAGGUUCAGGAAUAGGUCUCCAUGGGGCUGUCCCUGAUAUCAGUGUCAAGGGCCCUUCCUUUAACACAGCAUCUCCUGAGUCAGAUUUUGGGGUCAGCUUGAAGGGCCCCAAAGUCAAAGGAGGUAUAGAUGUUUCAGGGGGUGUCGGUGUCCCAGAUAUCAACCUGGGUGAAGGGCAUAUGAGUGUCAAAGGCUCUGGGGCUGAAUGGAAGGGACCCCAAGUCUCCUCCUCUCUAAACUUGGAUACAUCUAAACUUGCUGGGAACCUUCAUUUCUCAGGACCAAAGAUAGAAGGAGGUGUGAAAGGAGGCCAGAUUGGACUCCAAGGUCCUGGGCUGAGUGUGUCUGGGCCUCAGGGUCACUUGGAAAGUGGAUCUGGAAAAGUAACAUUCCCCAAGAUGAAGAUCCCCAAAUUUACCUUCUCUGGCCGUGAGCUCGUUGGCAGAGAAGUAGGGGUGGAUGUUAAUUUCCCUAAAGUAGAGGCCAAUGUGCAGGCUGGUGCAGGAGAAGGCGAGUGGGAAGAGUCUGAAGUAAAACUUAAAAAAUCCAAAAUCAAAAUGCCCAAGUUUAAUUUUUCCAAACCUAAAGGGAAAGGCGGUGUUACCGGAUCACCAGAAGCAUCCAUUUCUGGGUCCAAAGGGGACCUGAAGAGCUCAAAGGCCAGCUUGGGCUCUCUGGAAGGAGAAGCAGACGCUGAAGCAUCUUCACCGAAAGGCAAAUUCUCCCUCUUUAAAAGUAAGAAGCCAAGACACCGCUCCAACUCCUUCAGCGAUGAGAGGGAGUUCUCGGCGCCUUCCACCCCAACCGGGACUUUGGAGUUUGCAGGUGGAGAAGCGAAAGGCAAACACGGGAAGCUGAAAUUUGGUACCUUUGGUGGGUUGGGGUCAAAGAGCAAAGGUCAUUAUGAGGUGACUGGGAGUGAUGACGAGGCAGUCAAGUUACAGGGGAGCGGAGUGUCCUUGGCCUCAAAGAAGUCCCGGCUGUCUUCCUCCUCUAGCAACGACAGUGGGACGAAGGUUGGCAUCCAGCUUCCUGAGGUAGAACUAUCAAUUUCCACAAAGAAAGAGUAGGGGGCCUUGUCUGUGUGUACAUAUAUAUAUAUAUAUAUGAGAAUACAUCAGCCUUGGGUGUGUUUGUAUAUAAACGCCAAAGAGAAACACCCCAACAGCCUCAGCAAUAAUGCAAAGAUCUUGCCUUUAUCAGUGGCAAGGGCUGACAAACCAAGGGCCUCUAGGCCCCUGGGACUCUGCAGCUAGGUAAAGAGUUCUAAAUUCAUCCGGCCCAUGUGCAAAGUCAACAGUAUUUGCCUUAAGAUUUCAGUUUUCUGUUUCUUAUUUUUUCUUUUCUUUCUUUUUUUGCAUUGAACGCUGAGAGCUCGUGUUUACUAAGCAAGCUUCUGUGUUUAUCAUCCUUAUUUUUACUGAACAUUGUUAGUACCCGGGUAAUGGAAACCCAUUUUUUUUUUCAUUGUAAUGACUUUGGGGGCUUUUGUGAGUAAGGGAGGGUGAGAUUAAAGGUUGCAGGUCUUCAUUGCUCUGAAGGUUGGAUGUGUACAAAUAGCAGCCCACUGACAUGGCUCAGAGGAGGUGGUAGCCAGUGGGUGGUGUUUCUCAAAUAUCUGUAGCAUGACUUUUAAUCCCCAGGUGUGUUAGUCCCAGCCUAGUUUGGUGCUCAAGGUGAGAGGGGGAUUUGAAUCUGCAAACUGUCCAACCCACCAGGUCAAUGUGAAGGGCUUCCAUUCUGGGUUUGGUAAGAAAAGUGUUCAUUUAUGACUGCCAUGUUCUGAGAAAAACUCUGAUUUCUUUUAACAAAUGUCAUCGUGAUAAAGGAAAUGUCUGGCACUUUAAUGGCAAAUUAAUUGAGAAUGUAAGAAAGUUGAUGCUGUACAAGGCAAAUAAAGCCAUUUAUUAACCCUGA